Messenger RNA from Opisthocomus hoazin, 931 nucleotides. The record is from RefSeq and is a predicted model, not a curated record. NCBI's taxonomy places the organism in Eukaryota, Metazoa, Chordata, Aves, Opisthocomiformes, Opisthocomidae.
AUGUCCUCCCAACGGCGUUACCGGCACGGCGAGAGCGGAGCCGGCUCUGGUCGCACCGCUGGUGCACGCGCUUACAGUUGCUGCAACCCACAAAGCAUGGGCUACAUUAAGAAAAUAGUGGAGAAGAAAAUACCGGGGAUUUAUGUCCUGUCUCUCAAGAUUGGAAGCAACUUGAUACAGGAUAUGGAGAACAGCUUCUUUAUGAAUGUGAACGAUCAAGUGAGGGAGGUGUGCAGCCAACUCGCAGAGGACCCUCACCUGAAAGGAGGCUACAACGCAAUGGGCUUCUCCCAAGGAGGCCAGUUCCUGAGGGCGGUGGCCCAGAGGUGUCCUUCUCCUCCCAUGCUCAGUCUGAUCUCCAUUGGGGGGCAGCACCAAGGCGUGUACGGCUUUCCACGCUGUCCUGGUGAGAGCUCCCAUAUCUGUGACUGGAUCCGAAAGACGCUGGAUCUGGGCGCCUACACGCAAGCUGUUCAAGAGCACUUGGUACAAGCAGAGUAUUGGCACGACCCUCUGAAGGAGGACGACUACAGGAAGAACAGCAUCUUUCUGGCUGACAUAAAUCAGGAGAGGGGCAUCAAUGAGACGUACAAGAAAAACCUGAUGGCUCUGAAAAAGUUUGUGAUGGUGAAAUUUCUCAACGACACCAUGGUUGACCCGCCCAUCUCUGAGUGGUUCGGGUUUUACAAAAGUGGGCAAGCCAAGGAGACUGUCCCGCUGAAGGAGACCUCGCUGUACACGGAGGAUCGCCUGGGGCUGCAGGAGAUGGACAAAGCAGGAAAGCUGGUGUUCCUGGGGGUGGAAGGGGAUCACCUGCACUUCUCAGAAGAGUGGUUUUACACCACUAUCCUCCCCUUCCUCCAGUGAAGCUAAGGGGAGGCACGGGGGAGCAUCUACCACUGUAGUUAAUGCAGCUGCUACUGUGCAACAG